GAGGAUUUGCCAUUGUAUUCCUUGUGCGAACUCACCAGGGCGUGCGCUGCGCCCUGAAGAGGAUGUACGUCAACAACGAGCACGACCUGCAAGUGUGCAAGCAGGAGAUUCAGAUCAUGAGGGACCUUGUGGGCCAUCGGAACAUUGUGGGCUUCCUGGACUCCAGCGUCACGCCGGUGGGAGCGGGAGACGUGUGGGAGGUGCUCAUCGUCAUGGACUACUGCCGGGGUGGUCAGGUUGUAAACCUGAUGAACCAGCGUCUCCAGACUGGCUUCACAGAGACAGAGGUGCUGCAGAUUUUCUGCGACACGUGUGAGGCAGUGGCGCGGCUCCACCAGUGCAAGACUCCCAUUAUCCACCGUGACCUCAAGGUAGAAAACAUCCUGCUCCAUGACCGGGGUCAUUACGUUCUGUGCGAUUUCGGCAGCGCCACCAAUAAAUACCAGAACCCACAGAGUGAGGGGGUGACGGUGGUGGAGGACGAGAUCAAGAAGUACACCACCCUGUCUUACCGCGCUCCCGAGAUGGUUAACCUGUACAGCGGGCACAUCAUCACUACCAAGGCAGAUAUCUGGGCGAUGGGCUGCCUUCUCUACAAGCUCUGCUUCUUCACCCUGCCCUUCGGGGAAAGCCAGGUGGCCAUCUGUGACGGCAGCUUCACCAUCCCCGACAACUCUCGCUACUCCCCUGACAUGCACUGUCUCAUCCGUUACAUGCUGGAGCCUGACCCUGACCAGCGCCCUGAUAUCUACCAGGUCUCCUACUUUGCCUUCAAGCUGGCCAGGAAGGAAUGCUCAGUGCAAAAUGCGCAGAACUCUCCAAUCCCGGCCAAGCUUCCUGAACCGAUCCGAGCCAGCGAGGCUGUAGCCAAGAAGAGCCAGACCAAAGCCAGGCUGACUGACCCCAUCCCCACCACCGAGACCUCCAUUGCCCCCCGGCAGCGCCCCAAAGCCGGGCAGACUCAGCCAAACGCAGUCGGCAUCCUGCCCAUCCAGCCAGCCCUCACCCCUCGCAAGAGAGCCAACGCGCCCCUGGUGCCCGCCCAGCAACAAGGUGUUACUCUGGCCGGCGCCCAGCCCUCCCCUUCCCUGGCUGUCCAAUCGCAGAAGGCUCAAGCUCCCCAGGCUCCCACCCCCAAGCAGCAAGCCACGCCCACACAGGCUCCUCCCACCCAGCUGCAAACCACGCCCACUCAGUCUCCGGCCCCCCAAGCCAUGCCCCAGCACCAGCAGCUCUUCCUGAAGCAGCAGCAGGCAGCAUUCUUCAGUCAGCAGCAGCAACAGCAGGCUACUCAGACACAGCAGCAGUACCAAGUCCUGCAGCAGGCGGCAGCCCAGCAGCAAAUGAUGCAGCAGCAGAUGAUGCAGAACUUCUACCUGCAACAGCAGCAGCAGCAGCAGGCACAACUAAUGGCGCAGCAGGCAGCCAUGCAGCAGAAGGCUGCAGCAGUGGUGCAGCAGCCUCCUCAACAGCAAGCACCACCUGCGCAGCUCCCCAUGCAGCAGCAGCCACCUCAAGCUGUCAUGCAGCACAAGCAGCCCUCCCCAUCGCAGCAAACGCAGCCCGCUGCAGUGCCAGAGGAGACGGUGUUGUCCCAAGGCAGGGCUCGUCCGGUGCAGAAAGUGGGGUCCCUCACCCCCCCAUCCUCCCCAAAGACCCAGAGAGGGGGUCACCGCCGCAUCGUGAGUGAUGUCACACACAGCGCGGUGUUCGGCGUGCCGGUCAGCAAGUCCACACAGCUGCUGCAGGCUGCUGCGGCCGAGGCCGGACUCAACAAGUCCAAGUCUGCCAGCACCACUCCCUCUGGCUCUCCCCAUUCCUCCCAGCAGAGUGUGUACCAGCCCCCCCCAGCCGCGGAUCUCCCCUCCGCGCUGAGCACCCCCCCUGAAGCCUCGUCCUGGAACCCCUUCGGCAACGACAACUUCUCCAAACUCACCGCGGAGGAGCUUCUCAACAAAGACUUUGGCAAGCUUGCCGACAGUAAGGAGCUCCUUGUAGAUGCUUUGAAGAACCGACAUGAAGUGCUGUAUUUACUAAAUAAGUCCUUUCAGCUGAAGUGGAACUACAGCGGUUUGAUCCUGAUUUUAACCCUUUGCGGUCCAUUUAUUCAGCGCCUGUCACACGCGCU
Polyodon spathula (Mississippi paddlefish) is the source of this 2128-nucleotide messenger RNA. RefSeq names its product AP2-associated protein kinase 1-like. The record is from RefSeq and is a predicted model, not a curated record. Gene Ontology annotation, molecular function: ATP binding; protein kinase activity. NCBI's taxonomy places the organism in Eukaryota, Metazoa, Chordata, Actinopteri, Acipenseriformes, Polyodontidae. Gene Ontology annotation, biological process: protein phosphorylation. The annotation marks the transcript as partial. The transcript is spliced from 13 exons.